This is a messenger RNA of Cetraspora pellucida, 666 nucleotides long. The record is from the annotation of a GenBank genome assembly. NCBI's taxonomy places the organism in Eukaryota, Fungi, Glomeromycota, Glomeromycetes, Diversisporales, Gigasporaceae.
AUGGCAACAAUCCUGGCACCAAUAUUUUCAGAUAAUUAUGAUGAAGAUGUUGAGAUUUUUAUUAGUCGAUUAUCAGCAUAUUUGGCUGAUAUAGAUGUGAAUCCAGUUGGUGCAACAAGAAAUAGAGCUUUUGGUAUUUUUAGAGGAUGUUUAUCUGGACUAGCAUUAGAUUGGUUUAAUCGAAAAAUUCUUGCUGAUAUUCAAGGAUAUACUAUGGCACAGAUGAAUAUUAGCAAUAGUUUUAGAAAUUCUUCAAUAGACCAUAUCUAUGCUAAUACUCCUGCUAAUAAUGCUGUAACAGUAGAGAAUUUAAUGAUUUCAGCAGAAGCUUUUAUUGAAGAUUGGAGCUUAGCUGGAGGAUGCUUAUCAGAAAGACCCACCAAUGCAGUAAAUGCAGGUAAUAAUAAUCCUAUUAUAUUUGAUAAUAUACGGAUUGGACAGGCAUUAUAUUGGCUCAAGAAUGAAUAUCCUACAGUGCUUAGUAAAAAGCACAAUCUAGUGUUUGGUUCAUUAGCUCAAGAGGAUGAUCCUCUAGAAAUAUUUUAUUUAAAACUUAGAAAAUAUGGACAAAUGCUUAAACUUAAUGAGAAGCAAAUUAAAGAGGAUGAUGCAGAACGUAUUGGUACCGAACAACUCUUAGAAGAACUUUUUAGUACAUUAGAAUGA